Theileria annulata is the source of this 1176-nucleotide messenger RNA. RefSeq lists its product as uncharacterized. The record is from RefSeq and is a predicted model, not a curated record. Lineage: Eukaryota; Apicomplexa; Aconoidasida; Piroplasmida; Theileriidae. The transcript has 5 exons. Bases 1 to 1176 code for a protein of 391 amino acids.
AUGAUGAAUAAAAUUACAAGUCCUGGUCCACUUUCGGACUUUGGAUCCCUAGUGAUCCAGCCUUCACGUUCAGAUUCUUCCAAGCCAGAGAUUGAAAUCGAACCGAAUACAAUUAAAAUUGUAGAUAAAAAUCCUGAUAAAAAUAUUCAAGAUGGUGAAAUCAAUGAAAUUUCCCAAAAACUUCAAUCAUCGGUUUUAAAUGAUACAAACAAAACUAAACCCACUCAAACUCCUAAUUUAACAACUGCUCCUGUUGAAAGGAACCAGAGAACUCAAAAAAUUAUCGACGUAUUGGAUAAAUCUAUAGAUUGGGGACCAACUCAGGUGAUAAUUGACAUUGACGAUACUGUAAAAUCCAGUGGAGGAAUUAGACUUUUUAACGUACCGCUUGGUGGAGUUGAUACUCAGUACGGCCGGGGUGAAUUAUACCCUGGCUGUUUCCAAUUUAUCCUUGAACUUGCAAUGCAUAAAAUGGGUAAAAAUCGAAAACCAUUACUUUUGUCAGUUUUAACGACUAGGAUACCACAGGUGCCUAUAACGGUAGAUUCUGCACUGAAUAUGAGAUUGAGACAUGUGGCAGAGAAGAGAGGAGUUUUGAACUGGGGAAUAGAUUGUGAAAACAAAAUUUUGUACUCCACAUUAAAGGAGUGGGUUUUUAACGAGGCGAGAGGUGAGAAGAAGUUUGUGAACUUUAGAAAACUCCUCAAAUUUGUCUCGAAUGAAAACAGCGACGCUCGUUUUAUCUGGAUAGGUGACACGGGUGAUAGGGAUCUGGAGGCAGGAGAAAUGAUGAUCAAGUAUUUUUCUCACAAAAUAAAGGCAGUUUUAAUGCACUGCGUUUCACCACCAAAGGAAGGAAACGAAGGCACAAUGCCAAACGAUUAUUACCUUAAAUCAGUGCCUGUAUUGUUCUUUAAAACUUAUGUUGGUGCCGCAAAAAAGGCAGUUGAACACGGACUUAUAAGCCAUAACGCACUCUCCAGAGUACUUGUCAGAGCAGUACUUGAACUCAAUGAUAAUACAACAACUGAUCACUCCAAAUGGAAAGAUUUAAUCAAAGAUAUAUUAGAAGUGGAGGAAAUAGCUAACUUGAAAAAAUAUGAACAAGGUUUAAUUGUGAGGACAAGAUCAAUAAUUGAGACCAAAAUCAGAGAAUUAUCGCAAAACAUAUCAUAA